AUGCAACUCAAAGAGUUUGGAACAGACAUUCAAGAUAACAAUACUUGUAUCUCCUCUAACUGUUCACUUUCAAUUUCAAGUUGUGAAACAGAAGUUGAUGAUAUAGUUGAGCGAACAGAGGACAUGAAACAUCAUCAGGACACCGUAUUUCAAAUAAUAUCACCAGUGAAGGAACACCCAGUGUCUCUGCAAGAAAUACAUAAUGGUUGUGAAAGAAUAAAAAGAAGCCUUUUCAAGACUGAAGAUGAAAUUGCUGAAGUGGAGUCUCAAACAAGAACACAGUCUGCUUGGCAAGAAGUGUAUAAACACAGGUUUGGUAGAGAGACAGCUUCAGAGAGUCACAGGGUUGGAUGCACUCAUAAGGUAGGGACUUCCCCUUCUAAAAUAAUCAAAGAAGUCCUCUACAGUGACAACAACUACAUUGUAUCAGUCACAGGCCAUGAGAGAUGACUCAAAAAAAUGAUCAGCUGGUGAGAGACAAUAACAUUGAAAUGAUGCACAAGCAGGGACACACAAAGGCCACACUAACACAAUGUGGUUUCUUGAAUGAAAAAGAAAAGGAAUUUGGGUGCCUCUCCAGAUGGUCUGAUAACAGAGCCAAGCAGGAAGGAUCCACAUGGAAUUUUUGACGCUAAGUAUAUCAUUUUCAAGGAUGGUGAGGGCCUGAAAGAUCCUCUUAUGUGGAAUUCUAUAUGCAAAAACAUCAGAUUCUGGAGUACUACAAGUCAACAAGAAUCACAUGUACUUUUAUCUAGUACAACAGCAGCGGUUAUGUUGUGA
Molecule: messenger RNA, 780 nt
Organism: Porites lobata
Lineage: Eukaryota; Metazoa; Cnidaria; Anthozoa; Scleractinia; Poritidae
Source: the annotation of a GenBank genome assembly